Messenger RNA from Anisakis simplex (herring worm), 1272 nucleotides. Lineage: Eukaryota; Metazoa; Nematoda; Chromadorea; Rhabditida; Anisakidae. The record is from the annotation of a GenBank genome assembly.
AUGACUGAUGCUAACGAACAUUUAUCUGAGCCGGUAUUCAGGCAGAAUUAUGUGAACAACAGUGGUGCAACUGCUGCUGUGCCUUCCGGCGCCCAAGCCGGCUUGGACCAAGAGGGUCUUAUCGAGGGUAAUUGGGAUCAAGUUUGUGAAAGCUUUGAUGAUAUGAAUCUAAAAGAGAAUCUUCUUCGUGGUGUUUAUGCAUUUGGUUUUGAAAAGCCGUCUGCUAUACAACAACGUGCAAUCGUGCCGUGUUGUAUGAAACGUGACGUGAUCGCGCAAGCUCAGUCUGGAACUGGCAAAACCGCAACAUUCUCGGUGUCUGUUCUUCAAAACAUCGACGAGUCAUUAGCUGAGGUUCAGGCACUUAUUAUGGCACCAACACGUGAAUUGGCUCAACAGAUUCAAAAAGUGAUGGUAUCGUUGGGUGAGUAUAUGGGUGUAAAAUGCCACGCAUGUAUCGGUGGUACGAAUGUGCGAGAUGAUCAGCGCAAGCUUGAAUCUGGUGUUCAUAUUGUAGUUGGUACACCAGGACGUGUGAAUGACAUGAUUAAGAGACAGUCGCUUCAAACGUCCGCCAUCAAAAUGUUCGUGUUGGAUGAAGCCGACGAAAUGCUUUCGCGUGGUUUCAAAGAUCAAAUUUAUGAGGUGUUCAAGUGCAUGCCCAAUGACGUUCAGGUAGUGUUGUUAUCAGCAACAAUGCCAGCAGAAGUAUUGGAAGUAACAAAUCGAUUCAUGAACGACCCGGUUAGGAUUUUGGUGAAGAAAGAGGAAUUGACGCUUGAGGGUAUUCGUCAGUUUUAUAUCAAUGUGGAGAAGGAGGAGUGGAAAUUUGAGACAUUGUGUGAUCUGUAUCAAACAGUGAAUGUCACUCAAGCAGUCAUAUUCUGCAACACUCGCAGGAAGGUGGAUUAUCUGGCGACGCAGAUGACUAAAGAGAAUUACACAGUCUCAUGUAUGCACGGAGACAUGGAGCAGUCAGAGCGUGACCUGAUUAUGCGCGAAUUUCGAUCGGGUUCAUCUCGUGUUCUGAUCACCACUGAUCUGCUGGCACGUGGUAUCGAUGUACAACAAGUCUCUUUGGUCAUCAACUACGAUCUUCCGAGCAAUCGUGAAAACUACAUCCAUCGUAUCGGACGUUCGGGUCGUUUCGGUCGAAAGGGUGUUGCGAUCAAUUUUAUAACAGAGCAAGAUUCGAGACAGUUGAAGGAUAUCGAGAGCUUUUAUAACACUCAAAUAGAGGAGAUGCCGAUGGAUAUUGCGAAUCUUCUUUAA